AUGCCGCGCGGUAAAAUCGAACUCGACGAUGACCAAAAAUUCGCACUGAUGAAGUUUCGUAGAAGUGUACACGAUAUUUUAGAGCCUCAACACGACGAUUAUUAUUUACUGCGCUGGUUAAGAGCUAGAAAUUGGAAUGCCGAAGCGGCGGAAAAAAUGAUAAGAGAGUCCUUCCUGUUCCGCAAACAAAUGGAAAUCGAUUCCAAAUUGAUGUCCUGGGAACCCCCGGAGGUCAUAAAACUCUACCACCCCAGCGGAACUUCGGGCUGCGACAAAGACGGCGCCCCAGUGAUAAUUAUACCAUUCAAAGGAUUCGAUCCGAUCGGUUUUCUCAAUUCAACUUCGAAGAUCGAUUUGCUCAAGAUAGCCGGUAAAAUAUUGGAGACGAAUUUAAAAAUGGCCGACGAGACGGGGGAUAGGCAAUUGGUGGUGAUUUUCGAUAUGGAAGGUUUCGAUAUCAGGCAAUACGCCUCCAGGCCGGCCGCUGAAAUAGCGAUAGCUUUAAUACAAUUAUACGAAGCAAAUUACCCGGAAAUCCUUAAACAAUGCUACAUAAUAAACGCUCCUCGAGUGUUUUCGAUAGCUUUCAACGUAGUGAAGAGAUUCAUGAACGGCUACACGUUGAGUAAAAUCCACAUAUUCAAAAACGAGCCGAAAAAAUGGAAACCAGUUUUACUAUCUACCAUCACUCCUGAUAAUUUGCCGGAGCACUACGGAGGCAAUCUCAGAGACCCCGAUGGGAAUCCCAAAUACACGACUGUGAUAAAACAAGGCGGAAAAAUCCCGGAGAGUUUCUACAAGAGGAACGUCGAGACGCCGGAUUUCGCUAAGGAAUUCAUCAAAACUGUGAUAAAAAAGGGCAGCAAAUUAGUAUUAGACUUCAUCGUAAUCGAAGAGGGUUGUUAUUUAAGGUGGGAUUUCAAGACCGAAGGGCACGACAUUAAAUUCGGGGUGACCCUAAAGGACGAGAACGGCGUCGAGAGCCCCGUCGUCCGGUACAAGCGCGUCGCGGCGCAUCAGAUCGACGAAAGCGGCGUCAUAGCGUGCCAGGCACCGGCUACUUAUUUCGUGACGUUCGAUAACACCUACAGCAUAUUCAGGAACAAAAAGUUGACCUACAGGAUUUGGGUGACUCCGCCUAUAGAGAAAUUGGACAUCAUACCGAAGGAGUACGAUCUGAAGAAGCUGAAGUCCUCUUUGGAGGAGGACAUGAUGGCCCAGCCAAUGGCAGAAGAUACCGAUAGCAAUGCUAAUGAUAUAGGAAAUUAA
Molecule: messenger RNA, 1269 nt
Organism: Phyllotreta striolata
Lineage: Eukaryota; Metazoa; Arthropoda; Insecta; Coleoptera; Chrysomelidae
Source: the annotation of a GenBank genome assembly